Stylophora pistillata is the source of this 376-nucleotide messenger RNA. RefSeq names its product GDP-D-glucose phosphorylase 1. Lineage: Eukaryota; Metazoa; Cnidaria; Anthozoa; Scleractinia; Pocilloporidae. Gene Ontology annotation, biological process: glucose metabolic process. Gene Ontology annotation, molecular function: GDP-D-glucose phosphorylase activity. Gene Ontology annotation, cellular component: cytoplasm. The record is from RefSeq and is a predicted model, not a curated record.
UUGAAUGAGAUGAGAUUUAAUAAGAGAAGAAAACCUGAACUAAUAAACAGCAUCUCUCAAACUUUUAAUCCUGACAAAUUCAACUUUACAAAAGUACACAGAAAAGAGGUAUUGUUUGCACUGUGUCCAAAGCACUUUCCAAGGAAAAGUACGGUAGAUGAUGAUGAUGAACAACAUCUUUUGUUAAUAAAUGUCAGUCCUAUGGAGUAUGGGCAUUGUCUGUUGAUCCCAAGUGUCCUGUCAUGUUUACCACAGGUGCUCACUGAGGAGGCAUUGGUACUUGCUCUUGAGACAUCCAUGCUUAGUAAUCACAGGUAGAUGGAAAUUAAUUUUAUUUUACACAAAUCUUUAAGAAGAAUUGUAGUAGUUUUUAUAA